AUGGUUGGUUGGUUGAAAUAUGUAGACUCUAUUAGUAUCGCCUGCACCUGGCCAUAUAACCAUCUCAUGGCGAUGCGCCUAAACUUCAUGUCUGGCCCUCUUUUGAAAAAAGUUGCCGCCGCCGUCGAAAAACAUUUGGGCGUGGCCGACUCGGACGAGACGCUCUCGCGGUUUCUUCUAAGUUUGUACGAGGAGCCGUUGGAGGCGUUUUCUCGGGCGGUCGAGGCCAAUGGCGGAAGCGACUUUCCGCCCGCGUUUGUGCACGAGGUUUUCGAGGCGAUAAGAGAGGAGCUGAAACUGAAAGAACUGAAAGAGCUGAAACUGAAAGAACUGAAAGACGGACUGAAGAGAGAAGAACAAGUGGAGACAGAGCCAGAGAACCAGGUGCAUGAAAAACCAGCGGAAACGCAAAGGGAAAGGCUACCGUCUGAAAGGUCCAAAGACACUGGCACGGAGCAGAGAACUCAAAAGGAUCACAACAAUCAGCAUCAGAGUCAUCAGAAUCAGAAUCAGAAUCAUCAGCAUCAGAAUCAUCAGAACCAUCAAGAUCAGCAAAAUCAGAAUCAGCAAAAUCAGCAAAAUCUACACGCCCCUGAGCCAAACCUUGUGGUCGGCGCCGUCUGCCGCGGAACCGUAUCCAACAUCACGCUGUAUGGCGCUUUCGUCCGCCUCAACCGGUUCGAGUCGGGCCUCUGCCACAUCAGCAAAAUGCUGUACGAUGGGCGCCGCGUGGGUCUGCCCGGCGACGUUGUGAAGCAGAACCAGGAGGUUUUUGUGCGGAUCACAGACGUUGGCUCGGGCCGCCGCCGCAAAAUCGCCCUUUCCAUGGUGGGCGUCGACCAGACCAACGGCGAGUAUGUCGAGGGGCGAGAGUCGGGGCGACAGUCGGGGCGCGACACCGAGUUUGGGCGGCGCGGCCGAGAAAUGGGGCGCGACCGCGCUGUUUCUUCAGGCGCGCGCCGGCUCACGUCGCCCGAGCGCUGGGAAAUCCGCCAGCUUAUCGCCGCCGGCGCGGCUCGCGCCUCAGACUACCCCGAGUUGUACGAGGUCGAGGAAGACCCGGCCGAAAGCGAGGGCUUUGAAGUGGAGAUCAAUCCGCACGAGCCAAAGUUUUUGCAGGGCCAGGUGCGGGCGCGAGCCGAACCGGCGCACAUUCUCAAAAACCCCGAGGGCUCGUUGUCUCGGGCCGCGAUGGACGGGCUGCGGUUGGCCCAGGAAAUGAGAGAGCAGAAGAAGGAGCAGAGAAAGAAGGAGAAGCAGCAGGGCACCGAAGAGAAGAACAAAGACAAAGAACAGAACAAAGACAAAGAACAGAGCAAAGGCAAAGAACAGGCUCCAUACUCCAAGUCUAGAAAAAAUGUUUCCAAGUCCGACCUCGCUCAGCUGCGCAAGCGGCUUCCCGUCUACGCCAUGCGCGAACAGCUCCUCUCGGCCGUUCGAGACAACCAAUUCGUCAUUGUGGUGGGCGAGACCGGUUCGGGCAAAACGACCCAGAUCGUCCAGUAUCUCUACGAAGAAAACUUCCACCGCGGCGACAAGAUCAUUGCAUGCACCCAGCCGCGGCGUGUGGCGGCCGAGUCCGUGGCGAAGCGUGUGGCCCAGGAAGUCGGGUGUCCGCUAGGCCAGGAGGUGGGAUACACCAUUCGUUUCGACGACCGCACGUCGCCCGCGACCAGAAUCAAGUACAUGACCGACGGUAUGCUUCAGCGCGAGGCGUUGCUCGACCCGCAGAUGCUGAAGUAUGCGGUGGUGAUGUUGGACGAGGCGCACGAGCGGACUGUGGCCACCGAUGUGCUUUUCGCUUUGCUCAAGAAGGCGGCGCGGGCCAACCCGGACCUUCGUGUUCUCGCCACGUCCGCCACGCUUGAUGCCGACAAGUUCUCGCGCUAUUUUGGCGGCUGCCCUGUGCUUCAUGUUCCCGGGCGGACUUUUCCCGUUGAAAUCAUGUACUCGCGGGAACCAGAGCCCGAUUACGUGGCCGCAGCUCUUGACUGUGUGAUGCAGAUCCACGUGGCCGAAGACUCGGGCGACAUUCUUGUGUUUCUUACCGGUCAGGACGAGAUUGACACCUGCUGCGAGGCGCUCGAGGCCCGUAUCAAGACGUUGGGCCGUGCCGUGCCGGAACUUCUAGUUUUGCCUGCCUACUCGGCUUUGCCUCCUGACCAACAGGCACGAAUCUUCGAGCCGGCGCCGCCUGGCGCCCGGAAAGUGGUAUUGGCUACAAAUAUCGCCGAAACGUCCAUCACCAUCGAUGGCAUCCGCUAUGUGGUAGACCCGGGUUUUGUCAAGCUCAACGCCUACGACCCGCGGCUUGGAAUGGACCUGUUGGUUGUGUCGCCCAUUUCGCAGGCUCAGGCCAAUCAGAGAAGCGGAAGAGCAGGCAGAACAGCACCAGGCAAGUGUUUCCGUCUCUACACGGAAGAGGCUUUCCGCACAGAAAUGCGGCCAAACACUGUUCCCGAGAUCCAGAGACAGAACUUGGAGCACACCAUCUUGAUGCUCAAGGCGAUGGGGAUCGAUGAUGUGCUCCGAUUCGAGUUCAUGGACCCUCCUCCGGCUCCAACCACAGUACAGGCGUUGAAAGAGCUCUAUGUUCUUGAUGCGCUCGACGAAAACGGCCAUCUCACCUCGAUGGGCCGCCGCAUGGCCGAUUUCCCGAUGGAGCCUGCGCUUGCGAAAACGGUCCUAGCCAGUGUGGAUCUUUCGUGUGCUUCGGACGUUUUAAGCGUGGUGGCCAUGUUAUCGGUGCAGAAUGUGUUUUAUCGGCCAAAGGACAAACAGGCCGCCGCAGACCAGCGAAAACAGCGUUUCCAUAGUGUCCACGGCGACCAUCUCACUCUUUUGAAUGUUUUCCGUGGCUGGGAACAAUCAGGUCGCUCGCGGUCGUGGUGUGCCGAGAAUUUUGUCCAAGAACGAGCCAUGUGGCGAGCUUUUGAAGUUCGCAAGCAGCUCGCGGCCAUUAUGGUGCGGUUUCGGCUUGAUGUCCAUGGAUCGGACGCCUCUGCUGUCCGCAAGGCGUUUUGUGCGGGCUACUUCCGCAAUCUGGCGAAGCGAGACCCCCACGAAGGAAUCUUUACUACUUUGGUCGACCAGACCCCAGUGCAUUUGCAUCCGCUGCUGGCAGUGUAUGGGAAAAGUGUGGACUAUGUGAUUUACCACACACUUCUUCUCACUACAAAAGAGUAUAUGCAUUGUGUCAGUGUCGUUGAUCCAAAAUGGCUUGUUGAAUUGGCGCCGCGGUUCUUCCAGCCUAGCGACCCUAAUAACCCGAGCGAACGGCGCAAGAGGCAGAAGAUUGUUCCACUCUUCAAUCGGUUUGCUGAAAACCAGGACUCUUGGAGGUUAACUGCACAAGUGGAGGAAAAGAAACGGGCCUUGGGGCGUUUGAACCAGUGA
Messenger RNA from Clavispora lusitaniae ATCC 42720, 3396 nucleotides. NCBI's taxonomy places the organism in Eukaryota, Fungi, Ascomycota, Pichiomycetes, Serinales, Metschnikowiaceae. The record is from RefSeq and is a predicted model, not a curated record.